Saprolegnia diclina VS20 is the source of this 692-nucleotide messenger RNA. RefSeq lists its product as hypothetical. The transcript has a single exon. The record is from RefSeq and is a predicted model, not a curated record. NCBI's taxonomy places the organism in Eukaryota, Oomycota, Saprolegniomycetes, Saprolegniales, Saprolegniaceae. The annotation marks the transcript as partial.
AACGAAUCGACCGGAAAUAGUGUUGUCGACCGAUCGUCAUGCCGGUCUCCAGCUCACCGACACGAGCGGCUUUCUGCGGAGCUCGGCCUCGCUCCUCAACGCCAACAAGGCCGUGGUCGCAACGCUCUCAAAGGACCUCUUCUCAUACCAUCACACGUACCGUGUCUUCGCCGGCACGACCAAGACGCAGAUCUUGAAGCUCCUCGUGCGCAAUAGCUGGUUCAGGCUUGUCUGUCGAGGCGACUGGGACACGCAGCUUCUCAUCACGUGCGACGACACCGCCGUGGCCAAGAUCCGCCCGCCGGCCGCUACAUCGACGUCGCCCCCGGCGUUGAGGUAGGCGUCCUCCUCCUCGUGCAAUAUUUGCCACCGCCGACUGCGAGAGCUCGUGUAUCGCAUCCACCGACGCCUUAGCGGCCAUUGCGGACUCGUGAGGACGCGACAAGAAACAUAAAUCGCCGUCAGCGAAUCCGUGUACUAAGUCUGGACGCCAAUCCUACUGCCUCUUGCUCGGGCAGCUCUGGCUUCUACCCGCAGCAAUACUGCACUACGAGGUUGAAGCUCGAGCCCAAGCGACGAGGUUGGUCGUUAGAUUAGUCGCCGGCAAUGACAUCUGGCUGGUGAAUUGCAAUUUUCAAAGCCCUGUCACCGAGACUUUAACGAAUAGCACACUUCGUCCCCUUGCGACUCGG